AUGGAAGUUGGAACAUGGAACGUGCGGACGUCUUCGGAGAAUUGCCUUCCCUGGGCCCGAGAUAUUCAGUACGUCUCGUAUCCCGACUGGGCAGGCGCCAUCCAAUACGGCGAAGAGAUUACCGAAGUCAGUGCAUCGUUCAUCGUGCCCGAGGCUUCGAAGCCCAAGCAUGCAGAGGAGGGCAUCGCCUGGGAGGUACAAGACAACGAUAAGACGGUAUACUCGGCCUGGUCCGAAUGGUGGCCUACCGGUUCCAUCGACUACGACGACUUUACGCUUAAGCCUGGCGAUGUGAUCUUCGUACGCGUGGUAGCAAACGGGAAGACAGGCGGGACAACGUACAUUCAGAACGAGGCCACCGGCCAAACAGCAUCAAAAACCUUUACGAAUGAGCCCUCGCUUUGUCUCACAAGUGCUGAAUGGAUCGUCGAAGACGAUUCUGGCUUCGGACCGAAGCCCUUUGCGAAGUUCACGCCCGUGGAGUUUAUCGCGGCCGAGUACACACAGCAUAAGAAGAGCGUGAGCGGGAUCAAGGGUGCAACGAUGGUGGACAUGGUGCAGGAUGGGUAUGAUGUAGCAGAUUGCAGCAUUGAUGGCGACGACGGCUUGACUUGCAGAUAUACUGGCUAUGGAGAGCAUUGA
Zymoseptoria tritici IPO323 is the source of this 642-nucleotide messenger RNA. RefSeq lists its product as uncharacterized. Gene Ontology annotation, molecular function: glutamic-type endopeptidase activity. The coding region runs from base 1 to 642 and encodes 213 amino acids. The transcript has 3 exons. NCBI's taxonomy places the organism in Eukaryota, Fungi, Ascomycota, Dothideomycetes, Mycosphaerellales, Mycosphaerellaceae. Gene Ontology annotation, biological process: proteolysis. The record is from RefSeq and is a predicted model, not a curated record.